AUGAACAGCAGCACUGCAGUUACUGGUGAUCCCUGCUACAACUACACCGCUCUGGAUCAGCCCUGGAGAGCCACUAGAGCAGUCAGCUCAUUUUCCUGUGAUAACUCCUUCACCGGGAACGGCUGGUACCGCCUGCUGUAUUAUGGGAUGAACAUCCGGAUGCCAGAGAGCUGCAUUAAUUAUUUCUGGUGUGGAACUUCUUACCCGUUUUGGCUGAAUGGUUCUCACCCUGAGAUAUCUGAAGGAAUUGUCACUCGUCAGGCCUGUGGGAGUUAUUUUACCUGCUGUGAACAGAAUGUUUCAAUACAAGUUAAAGCGUGUCCAGGAAAUUACUACGUUUACGAGUUCGUCAAACCAAACGUCUGCAAUGCAGCUUAUUGUGCAGAUUUGAAAACCAUCUCUGAAGUCAUUACCCCAAUGAAAAUGAACAGCACAAAAGUACCAGAAUCCUAUAAUCCCUGCUACAACUACACAACUCUGGAUCAGCCCUGGAGAGCCACUAAUCAAACUAGAUUGGGGGUCUGUGAUAACUACUUUAGCUGGAACGGCUGGUACAGACUGCUGUAUCACGGGAUGAACAUCCGGAUGCCAGAGAGCUGCAUGACUUAUUACAGUUGUGGCAGUAAUAUUUCGUUUUGGCUGAAUGGUUCUCACCCUCAGAUAUCAGAUGGAAUUAUCACUCGUCAGGCCUGUGGGAGUUCGAUGAUAGGGUGCUGUGAAAACUCUGUGUCAAUUCGAGUUAAAGCGUGUCCAGAAAAUUACUACGUUUAUGAGUUUGUCAAGCCAGGUUUCUGCUUUUCAGCUUAUUGUGCAGAUGUGAAUUCAAUCACACCAGUCAAUAACUCAAUGAAAGUGAACAGCACAACAGCACCAGCUACUGGUGAUCCCUGCUUCUCCUACACCACUCUGGACCAGCCCUGGAGAGCCACUAAUGGAUCUCAAAUGUCGAUCUGUGACGACAACUUCAACUGGAACGGCUGGUACCGACUGCUGUAUAACGGGAUGAACAUCCGGAUGCCAGAAAGCUGCAUUAAUUAUAACAGAUGUGGCACUUUUGCCACAUUUUGGCUGAAUGGUUCUCACCCUCAGAUAUCAGAUGGAAUUAUCACUCGUCAGGCCUGUGGGAGUUGGAUCAAUAACUGCUGUACAUGGUCUGUAUCAAUUCGACUUAAAGCAUGUAAAGGAAAUUACUACGUUUAUGAGUUUGUCAAACCAAACGUCUGCACUGCAGCUUAUUGUGCAGAUGUGAAUUCCAUCACUCCAAUCACUGACCCAGUAAAAGUGAACAGCACAGCUGCACCAGCUUCUAGUGAUCCCUGCUACAACUACACUGCUCUGGACCAGCCCUGGAGAGCCACUACUGCAGAUGGAUCAUAUGUCGCUGAUAAGUACUUCAGCUGGAACGGCUGGUACCGACUGAUGUAUUAUGGGAUGAACAUCUGGAUGCCAGAGAUCUGCACGACUUACAACAAAUGUGGCACUUCUGUCACCUUUUGGCUGAAUGGUUCUCACCCUCAGAUAUCAGAUGGAAUUAUCUCUCGUCAGGCCUGUGGGAGUUGGACACGUGGAUGCUGUGAAUACUCCGAGUCAAUUCGAGUUAAAGCGUGUUCAGAAAAUUACUACGUUUAUGAGUUUGUCAGUCCAGAUGUCAAAGCAAGCCAAGGCUAUGCAGCUUAUUGUGCAGAUGUGAAUUCUAUCACUCCAAUCACUGAACCAAUGAAAGUGGACAGCACAACAGCAGCAGAAGUGCCUCCGAAUAUCACAGUGUCUGAAGGUUGCCAGGUCAGCUUUACCUCACAAUGUGCAGAAGACCUGUUUAACCAGAUUGAGAACAUCAUUGCUCAGGUUCUCCGAUUAGAGUCCCUUUUAUAG
This is a messenger RNA of Astyanax mexicanus (Mexican tetra), 1872 nucleotides long. RefSeq lists its product as uncharacterized. Bases 1 to 1872 code for a protein of 623 amino acids. Lineage: Eukaryota; Metazoa; Chordata; Actinopteri; Characiformes; Acestrorhamphidae. The transcript is spliced from 12 exons. Gene Ontology annotation, biological process: neutrophil migration. Gene Ontology annotation, cellular component: cell surface; apical plasma membrane. The record is from RefSeq and is a predicted model, not a curated record.